GGGACCCAAAGGUGCCGGUGCUGUACCAUGUGGAGCGGACGCGAACAGGAGCCAGUUUUUCAGUGCGUUCUGUGAAGGCUGUGCAGCAUGGCCAGGCCAUCUUCAUCUGCCAGGCCUCCUUCCAGCAGACGCAGCCCAGCCCCCUGCAGCACCAGUUUUCCAUGCCCACUGUGCCCCCACCAGAAGAGCUGCUGGACCAUGAGGCCCUCAUUGACCAGUAUCUAAGGGACCCUAACCUCCAGGAGAAAUACCGAGUGGGGCUGAACCGAAUUGCUGCCCAGGAGGUACCUAUUGAGAUCAAGCUGGUGAACCCACCCACCCCGAGCCAGCUGCAGACACUGGAACCCAAACAGAUGUUCUGGGUGCGAGCCCGGGGCUAUAUUGGGGAGGGCGACAUCAAGAUGCAUUGCUGUGUGGCUGCCUAUAUCUCUGACUACGCCUUCCUGGGUACAGCAUUGCUGCCCCACCAGUCCAAGUAUAAAGUGAACUUCAUGGUCUCGCUGGACCACUCCAUGUGGUUCCAUGCCCCAUUCCGAGCCGACCACUGGAUGCUCUAUGAGUGUGAGAGCCCCUGGGCUGGUGGCUCUCGAGGGCUAGUGCAUGGGCGGCUGUGGCGUCAGGAUGGGGUCCUUGCUGUGACCUGUGCCCAGGAGGGUGUGAUCCGAUUGAAGCCUCGGGUAUCAGCGAGUAAGCUGUAGUCAAAGAUAACUGGCUUGGCCUGGGAUUUUAAAGAACUGUUUCUACUGCCAUUCCUGAGGCAGGGGUCACAGCAGACAGCUGGGCUGCCUGCCCCUCAUAUCUAAUAAAGAAACUGCUAACACUGGA
This is a messenger RNA of Cricetulus griseus (Chinese hamster), 825 nucleotides long. The record is from RefSeq and is a predicted model, not a curated record. NCBI's taxonomy places the organism in Eukaryota, Metazoa, Chordata, Mammalia, Rodentia, Cricetidae.